AUGAAAAAGGAAUGUACUCCCACCAAGACGAGACCAAAUGGCUUUGACACACCUCGAGUGCCAGUUGAAUUAGACGUAACAGCAGCUAAUUUAAACGAAACAAUAUCUGCAACAAGAAACACUUCUAUCGUUGUCCACGGACACAAGGGUUCCGCGACCACUAGCUUGAACCCUACAGUUAAGGAUGCCUUCCUCGUAUAUGGUGACUUAAACGUUAUUGUAGUGGACUGGUCAGUGUACGCGUCACAAAGUUACCCCGUUGCGGCGGGUGCCGUUCCAAGUGUGGGUACUUAUUUGGGAAAUUUAAUAAAUGAGUUGGUUACCGCUGGAGUUGUAAACCUUGAAACGUUACAUUUAGUUGGUUUCGAUCUGGGUGCUCACAUCGUCGGAUUUGCUGGAAGGAGAGUUAACGGAACAGUUGCAAGAAUCACUGGCCUUAGUCCUGCUGGGCCAAAUUGGGGUGCCAAUUCCAAUCGUUUAAGCAGAAAUGAUGCUUACUAUGUCGAAAUUAUUCACACCGAUUCUGGCGGUCUCUUUGGCUACGGUGUCGGUGAUGCAAUUGGUGAUGUCGACUUUUUCGUGAAUGGCGGCUCUGGACAGCCUGGAUGCCCCUUUAACAACAAGUGCAGUCAUAACCGCGCCUGGGACGUUUUCACUGCUACGCUCACACAUAAUCAUUUAGUCGGAAAUCAAUGUGGAAAUUGGCAUCAAGUUACUUUAAACCUCUGUCGAGGCUAUUCCUUACGAAUGGGCAAUAACGAAUUUAACAAGCUUGGAACUGGGAUGUUCCGUGUAAAUACAAGGCGAACUUAUCCCUUCUAA
Melitaea cinxia (Glanville fritillary) is the source of this 822-nucleotide messenger RNA. RefSeq names its product lipase member H-B-like. Gene Ontology annotation, molecular function: lipase activity. The record is from RefSeq and is a predicted model, not a curated record. The transcript is spliced from 5 exons. NCBI's taxonomy places the organism in Eukaryota, Metazoa, Arthropoda, Insecta, Lepidoptera, Nymphalidae. Bases 1 to 822 code for a protein of 273 amino acids.